AUGCAGAGCUUCCUGAAGUUGCUGAGAGGGAGUGUGGGCACCAGCCCACCCUUGGAGCUGGUGACCCUUGCAGGCAGGCUGUGCCGGGACCUUCAGGAUGACCUUGCCCAGGUGCAGCCAUUAGUCACAGCCAUGCUGGACAGCCAGCUCCACCAGUAUCUCCUGGACAAUGCAGAUGUGGCCCUGAUGUGCGCCCGUAUGCUGGUCCAGCAGGAGCAGCACCAGGCUGCCUGCCAGCUGCUGAAGAGUUGCCGGGUGCCAGGAGGCAGCCAGGAGCUGGUGCAGCUCUGGCAUGACAUUCACUACCAUCUGGUCAUGAAGAAGAUGGGUGUGGCUGUGCUGACCCCGGUGCAGAAGUUCCGCUGCAGGAAGAGGAACCCACCGCCCCCCUCCCUCUGCCCUGAUGGCCUGAAGAGCCGGAACUUCCCCAGAGAAGUUCGCCAGAAGCUGCACGACUUUGCCUCCGGUGUGAGCACCAACCCCAGCAAAGCUGAGCGGGAGAACCUGGCCUCAGAGACAAGCUUGACCGCAGAGCAGGUCUACAACUGGUUUGCCAACUACCGGCGGCGCCAAAGGGCCUUUCUACAGCACUUGGAGCCAGUCCCAGAGGACACUACAGAGGAUUCCAGCACCUGGGAGAAGGGUCUGAACCCCCCACAGCCCUCAGAUCACCUCCACCUUGGCUCUGGGUGUGGGGAUAGGCCUCAGUGGUCAGGUGAGUGGCCCGAGGAAGGUGAGGAAAACAGGCCUGCACAGUCCCCAGUGACCACCCGAGGGCCUUGGGAGCCGCUGGUCCUGACCCAGGACUUCUCUGGAGAUGAGACUAUGCCAACGCCACUGGCUUCCAGGUCUCUGCAGAGUGGUGAGAUGUACCGGGAGGAGCCUCACCACAAUCCUGUCAUCUUACCCCGAGUCUGCCCUGGCUCUAGCCUCUCCUCUCUGACUGCAAGCAGUGACAUGCUGGACCCAUCUCUGGCUGCCCCCAAGUCAUGGCUGAUGUCUCUUGCAAUGGCAUCCUCCAGGGAAGUUUCCUUCCAGACUGAGCAGCAGGUCCACGGUAAUGGGAUGGACAUGAUGAUGCGUCCUGAAGAUGCUACCAUGUCUGUGUCCGUUGCCACCUUUGGUGAGCCCAGCUUCACAGGAUUUACUGACCCACCUGGCAGCAACCUGCAGAGGACGUACCUGGAGUUGGGUCCAGGCUGCAGCGGUGGCCAGGCAGAACGACAGGUGGGCAACUUCCUGGUGACACAGCACCCAUUGGAGGCUCCUGAGUUCUUCCUCCCCCAGAGCCCCCCAGGAUUGGCACCAGCCCCAGACACCUUCCCCGGCCCGGUGUCUGCUGUGGAGCUGAGCCAGCCCCUGCCCUCCAGCCAGGUUCAGUGGCCCGAUGACCAGGCCUCCAGCGAUGCCUUCUGGGGGGCCAGGAUGCUCCUCGAGCUUUCAGGGAGCAGACUGGGCUGAGCUGUCCCCCAGGGGCCCUGCCGCUGCUCCAGGGGAACAGUUGUGGGCGUUGGCCUUUCACAGCGAAUUACAGAGCUUUAGGCGUCCCGACUUGAAAGAGCACUUCCCCAGGGUUCCCUGGGGCUUCCACUGAGAGCACUGAGGGCACUGAGCCCCCUUCUGGGUUCACAUAGUUUGGUUGGCAAUUCCCUGUGUUGGGGGAGCAUUUAACGCUCAUCCAAUCAGAAGUCAAAAGUGGGCCUACUUCACUCAGGCAGUGGCAGGUUACAGAGUUGAACUCCUGGGGGUUCCUGCCAGGGAAGGCCUUUCUAGAGAGAGAAGGCGGUUCUGCUGGCCACUCUACCACGGACCC
This is a messenger RNA of Manis javanica (Malayan pangolin), 1813 nucleotides long. Lineage: Eukaryota; Metazoa; Chordata; Mammalia; Pholidota; Manidae. The record is from RefSeq and is a predicted model, not a curated record.